AUGUUCCACUGGAGAACCCAUUUUAGCUUCAACACUGACGGCACCACCAAGCACGUCAGGCUCCCGAUCCUGGAUCAUAACACUGAGGAGGCAGUGGCGGAAGAGAGGUAUCCCUCAGGCGAGAUCUCCCUGACUAAUGAUUUGGAGAAAGAUCUCUUCGCGAGGAGUCUCGUCAGCCUGCCUGCUAAUAUGAUUACAAAAGAUGCCACUCCUAGCCACACUCAUCUAGCGAAAAUAUCGUCCGCGCUUGUCACAACUAACGGCAAAGAUCAUGAUCUUCCGUCUGGCGUCGGUGCUUCAACACUACCUAAACAUGUCCACCUGCUGACCGUGGAUCGUAACUCUGAAGGAACGGUGGCGCAGCAGCUCAAUGACACUGCGCCUUUAUCUGAUGCUGCCGCUACUGAUAUACAAACUCAAGGUCAAUCUACAACCACAUUUUCCUAUGACCUUGAACAUAACAAGCCGCGUUUCUUCGGUGUAUCUAUGCCUAUGCCUACUCCAGCUCCUCUUGGAGAUGGUCUCUCCAUUGAUGAUCAUAAAGCUACAUAUUUUCGCAACUCUUCUGGGAAUGCUGACCUAUUACCACCAACAGCACUCACAAAGGAGAAUCCGAACGAGAACCUCUCAAAUGAUCUGUUCAGGGACCAUUCUAGACCAAAAGCCGAAUCGGUUUGGAGUGGCAUUGAGAGCUCCAGUGAUUCACGAGGCAGCGAACUCCCAAGGACGCUCAUUUAUAAAGCAAUGGACGAUCGCAUCUUCAAAGCAUCGUCACAUGUUAAAAAUUCGAGCGAAACCAUCAUCUCUUUCAGGCAAAAGAAAGUGGUCUUCAAGAAUGCGCUUACUCGUUUGUUCAUCCUCAAAGCAUCGCCUAUGCUUGAACGGCCUCCAGAAUUUGAACUACCCCAUGGCUGCGACGGCUUACAUUCAAAUGACCUUUUUGUCUGCGUUGACGCGUCCUACUUGUGCUUCGGCGAAAAUGGCAUCCCUAGUUCUUGCAUUGCAUCUUCGAAUAUUUCGUCGUUCAGCCUUUCGUCUUCUGGAACCUUAUCAUCCGGUACUGUGUCCUCCAGCAUUGUGUCCUCUACUCCAGAAUCCGGAAGUGCGUCCUCUUUGCAUUGGUCAAAUCCAAUGGCUUUACAACAUCUACGUAUGUGGGUUUGGACACAGGGCAUUCGAGGGUGGCAGCCAAUUGAAUAUGGUAGCCUCCGCUGCAUUUCAGGUUACACACUGGCCUUAGGAUUCUACCGCAAUACCUUUGAACCUCUAUGGGUUACACCCGAGUCUCUCCGUAGAAGGGAUACUCGGACUGUUACAUUGAAAUCGAAAAUCAGGACCCAGGCAAAGUUAAGGAGCAGGAACAGGACUAGGGCGAAGAAGAAAUCGAAGUCAAAGGAGGAGCUUUUGUAG
Molecule: messenger RNA, 1410 nt
Organism: Lentinula edodes (shiitake mushroom)
Lineage: Eukaryota; Fungi; Basidiomycota; Agaricomycetes; Agaricales; Omphalotaceae
Exons: 5
Coding region: 1-1410 (469 amino acids)
Source: RefSeq, a predicted model, not a curated record